AUGGCGGAAACUCAGGAACCUAGAGCUUUAGCUUUCCGAACGUCCAGAUUAAGCUACUGUCAAACCCGUAGCCGAUUAGGCUGGUUCCCCCUCCUCGACAGUAAUUCGAUCUACGGAUCUUGGCAUCGACGGCAACCUCAAACACGCCUGCGCUUCCUCUCCUACUCUCCCAGUCAGAAGCCCUUGCUACAGCUUAGUGCUCCCCUUUCCCUAUCCGAAAUCGGAACAGCACUCCUCUCUCUUUCACGAGGGAAAACCCCAGGCCCAGACGGUCUCCCCGGGGAGCUUUUUCGACAAUUCUCUCCGCGCUUCGCAUCGGCCUUCCACUCCCUACUCUCACCAUCACAGCCACUCUCCUGCCUCCCUCCGUCCAUGUUGACCGGACGAACGGUCCUUAUCCCCAAAAGGGGGGACUCUUCGCUAGUGGAAAAUCUCCGCCCCAUUACCCUAAUGAACGCUGAUUACAAGGUACUCGCGCCGUGCCUUGCUAACCGCCUUCAGCUCGUCCUCCCUCAGCUCAUCCACCCAUCCCAAACUGCUUUCAUCAAACACAGAAAAAUCGGUGACACAAUCAACGAUACCUUGGACAUCAUGGACUGGGCGGCCUAUUCCUCGUCCCCCCUUCUCGCUCUCACUGUGGACUUUCGCAAAGCAUACGACCUCGUUGACAGGUCUUUCCUCCUCCAAGCCUUAUCAGUCCUGGGACUCCCCACAUCCUUCAUCCACUGGGUCCGAUUAAUGCACUCCGACACGUACACAUGUAUCUCGGUUAAUAACAUGCUUGGCCCCACCUUCCCCGUCCGCACUGGCGUCCGUCAGGGCUGCCCACUGGCUCCGCUGCUCUUCGUUUGCGUCAUGGAGAUCUUUCACCGCUACACGUCCCUCUUCCUUCCCGGUUUCGCCUUGUCCCCCACACAGCGCCGUCUAAUGGCAUGCUACGCAGACGACGUCACUCUCUUCCUCACCUCAGAUACAGAGCUCGGACUUGCUGUAGUGCUGCUCGGCGUCUUUGGAUCGAUCUCCGGAGAGGUCCCCAACUGGAGCAAGUGCUCCAUAAUUUCAUUCAAUAUUCCCCCUACUGACCUCGUGCACGCCGGGAGCAUACCCAUCCGAGCUCCCAAUGAGGCAGAACACAUCCUCGGAAUCUACGUUGAGCACGGCGGGGUCGGGGCGAUCGCCCCGUCUAUACAAGUCAAAGCCCUUGCUAUUCAGCGCGCCCUGCGCAGAUUCGGACCAACCCCCUCUGAGGAAGUAGCACGUACCCUGACCCCGUUUCCCUUCGGGCUGCACGGACUUUUUUCCCAUAAAGCCAUCCUCGAACGAGAUCUCCCUACAUUCGUCCCCCCUCGGGCGCAGGACGAACUUGAAGCCUUCCUCUCUCUUCCCCUGGUCAUCCAUGGCCCCUCCUUACGCAUGCAGUGCAUCCUCACCGAACCUAUCGCCUUCAACCGCUUUCUCCUCAAACCCGACGAUCGGCCUUUUGGCACUCGCCAACACGAGCGCUUCCUUCUUACAGGGCAGCUCCGCAUCGGACACAUUGUCCGAAUCACAAAUUUUGAUGUCGGCCCCAUCUCUGCUGAAGAGUUUUGCUCCAAAGUCCCGGAGGAGUUCCACGACGACGCAACAUGCAUCCUCCCAGACCUUAUCAAGGCUAUCAAGCCUCCCUGGUGGGCCGCCCUCCGAACCCCGCAUGCCUCUUAUGCCUCUCCAGGAGCAUGGUUCAUGCUUUCGGACGACCACUAUUCGAUAUCUCAUCUCGCCCUCCAAGUUGUCGCCUUCAUUCCCCCCGCCUCCGUCUCGGCUACUGUCCACCUCGUCUCGCCAAACCAUCGCAUCGCCCGCACCCCAACUGACACCGGACUUUUCUGUUUACAAGACCUCAUAGAGGUGCACGUCAGGGAUUGGUGGCUCGCAGGGCCACUUCACACAGGUGCAAGGUUAGGAGCUAGGGUAGAACUUCUACAAGACGGCACCCCCAGCAUCGCCGACAUCCGCCGUCUCCUCUACUCUGCACAACCACUAACUCAUCACAGCCGAUGGACCCGCGACCUCACCCUUCCUCCUCCUCCCCUCCCAGGCCUUAAGGACCCAUUUCUCAAGGACCAGCCGAGCCGCCAGCGGAACAUCCUUUUCAGACUCAACACGCUCACCCUUCCCUCUGGAUCACGCUUCGAGUACUUUGACGAUCGAGGGGUCUGCCCUCGGUGCCCAGGUGCCGUCGUCGAAACACUGCCGCAUAUUUUCUUUGAAUGCUCCUCCGCCGGAACUGUCAUCUCGGCUCUCCGCACAGUCGCUGACCGCCACCUUGGACAAACCACCACCUCCGAGCAUAUCUUUUUCCCGAUACAGUCACAGAUGGGACAGUCCCCCCAAUGGAGCCUACUAGUGGGAGCUGCAGUUAAGACGCUGUGGAAUGCUCGCUGCGACCACAAGUACCGCAACUCCUCCUCCUCCUCGAGCUUCGAGAUACUGCAGCUGGUACUAGCCCAAUUCCUCAUCGCCUUCAAAAUUUACAUUUGGAGAAGCAGACGCCAAUCCACCAAGAAGCGACAACGCACAUUCGUCAGCAUUAAGCGCGCACAGAAACUUCGCUUCCUCCUCUUCGAUAGGAGUGGCAUACCCUCUAUUCACCCCGAUCUCAGAGUCUCAUGGCUUCUGGGAAACCCGUUCCGACCCCCGUAG
This is a messenger RNA of Closterium sp. Yama58-4, 2682 nucleotides long. NCBI's taxonomy places the organism in Eukaryota, Viridiplantae, Streptophyta, Zygnematophyceae, Desmidiales, Closteriaceae. The record is from the annotation of a GenBank genome assembly.